Molecule: messenger RNA, 1085 nt
Organism: Brassica napus (rape)
Lineage: Eukaryota; Viridiplantae; Streptophyta; Magnoliopsida; Brassicales; Brassicaceae
Product: B-box zinc finger protein 19
Exons: 6
Coding region: 463-906 (147 amino acids)
Biological process (GO): regulation of DNA-templated transcription; photomorphogenesis
Cellular component (GO): nucleus
Molecular function (GO): zinc ion binding
Source: RefSeq, a predicted model, not a curated record
UAGUGCUCUAUGAUGGGUUCUGAAAGAUGGAGUCUUUGUUAUCUAUUAAUCUAUAUGCAUGGGAUCAUGUCAGCUGAUCUCGAGAUCUUGUGUUUCUCCUUUCCUUGUAUAUAUUAAGACUUUUAUCAACGAGCGAAGAAAGUAGACAACUUUGUUAUGAAGGAUUGUGAGAUUUGGUCCUUGGACUUUUAACUAGAUUGCUUUCUAAAGAAGAAUGGAUUAUGAAAACCUGAAAAAAGUUUAAAUCUUUUGUAUUGCUUUCUCAUUAAGAUGAAUUCAUGUCUGAUUACAUGAGAUUUAAAGUAUUUGCUGCUGGGGUCUCAAUGAUUCUACUAUGUGAUGUAUAUUGGCAGGGAAGGGUUUUGUCCCCAAAGUAUGUAUUUACUAUUUAGCAUAGCUUGUGGAGAAAGAAUAUAGCUCUUUGUCCUUACAUCAGUUAGGUGACUCUUAAUAAGGGUACAUAUGUGCAAUAAGCUAGCUAGUCGGCAUGUACGUGUAGGUUUAGCCGAACCAAGCAAUGCCCCUUGCUGCGAUAUAUGCGAAAAUGCACCUGCCUUCUUUUACUGUGAGAUAGACGGUAGUUCGCUUUGUCUGCAAUGUGACAUGGUAGUACAUGUUGGUGGCAAGCGAACGCACGGGCGGUUUCUUUUGCUCAGACAGAGGAUAGAGUUUCCAGGGGACAGGCCUAAACAAAACAACGCUAGAGACAAUAUGCAAAACCAAAGAGUCUCUGCAAGUGCAAACGGUGAAGCUAAUGGCAAGACUGACGAUGAAAUGAUUGAUCUAAAUGCUAACCCGCAGAGAGUACAUGAACCAUCAUCAAAUAACCAAGGUAUCGAUGUAAAUAACACGAACAAUCACGAGCCUGCAGGUGUUGGACCCUUUAAACGAGAGUCUGAGAAGUGAUAAGAGUUUCGGUGUAUGGGAAGCUUUGUUGUUGAAGAAAGAAGAAAGGCUUGUCUUGUUUGUGAAUUAUCUUAGUUUAAAGGAAAGGGCUCACAUGAAUGUAAAAGCUAAUAUAAUCUGAAAUUUCUCAGUAACUUAUUUAUUUUCAUUUUUCUUAUUAUUAAAACUAUUUUGGAAUA